This is a messenger RNA of Aspergillus vadensis CBS 113365, 936 nucleotides long. RefSeq lists its product as uncharacterized. The record is from RefSeq and is a predicted model, not a curated record. The transcript has a single exon. Lineage: Eukaryota; Fungi; Ascomycota; Eurotiomycetes; Eurotiales; Aspergillaceae. The coding region runs from base 1 to 936 and encodes 311 amino acids.
AUGACUAGGUAUUCCACACUCUUAUCAACGGUAUCAUCAUCGUCCUCGUCAUCAUCAACAUCAUCUUCAGCAACAACAACAACAACCUACUUCAUCAUCCUCCGCACCAGCAACACCAACCACCUCGACAACCUAGGCGCCAGCAUCCUCAACGUCAACUCCACAACCAACCAAACCACCGCCAUCUUCAACUGCCAAAGCAGCAAGCUCGGCAACUGUCUCAUCACAGUACCAGUAUCAGCAACGAAUGGCCCGUCAACUGCAGAACUCACUCUCACGAGCGUCGACUCAGUCACUCCCUUAAACCAUCGUCUGAAGUCCACCACAUCCCUAGUGAUCCAAUAUGCGAUCCACACGUACGUAGUUCGAUGCGACAUCACAGCCUCCUUUAACGCUUCCUGCACUACUACAGACUAUGCCUGGGAGUCCUCUGACGCAUCCACGUUCCCGUAUACGUCGACUUAUUCGAGGACGGUCUCGGCUCUAGCGUAUAUGUCUAUUCCGAUUACAGCUGGGUUAGAAAAGUUGAGCAGAUCGGUUGGUGUGUCUACGGCGGUUGCAGAUCCUACUGCGUCGGUGACGGAAGAGACGGGGCUACAUCCUGAAGAGCAUUUCAGGAGUCCGUUAGCGUGGAUAGCUGCCCCCAUUGUGCUUCUCGUUGUGGCGGGUGCUUUGAUUGCUGGUGUUAUGUUUUGGCGGAAACGGAAGAGAUCUGCUGAUCGGCCAGCAUCAUCGGAGGGUGGGGACGAUACGACUUGGGGUGGUUUUGGAAAGGCGGAGCUACCGACUGUGGGGUGUGGUAUUGUGGAGGCUCCGGGACAUGAGCAGGAGUGGGUCGAGUUGGUCGCCGUUGGGAAUGAGAUAUCGGAGCUGCCGACGAAUUGGAAUGUGGCGGAGUUGUCGGCUACUUGGGAGGUGGCUGAAUUGCCUGGGUGA